Molecule: messenger RNA, 522 nt
Organism: Megachile rotundata (alfalfa leafcutting bee)
Lineage: Eukaryota; Metazoa; Arthropoda; Insecta; Hymenoptera; Megachilidae
Source: RefSeq, a predicted model, not a curated record
UUUCUUUUUGCAUUUUACGUUUGGGAAGCGUUUUUCUUAUCGAAGUCAGAGACAAUGGCACACGAGGGUUCUGGGAACGCGUCGGUCGCGGCAGUGAGCGUGAAAGUGCCUCCUUUCUGGGUAGAAGAACCCGAGAUGUGGUUCGCUCAGUUAGAGGGACAAUUCCUCGUGGCCGGAAUAACGGUGGACGCGACAAAGUUCGCAUACGUGGUCGGCAAUCUGGAGGGUCGUUACGCUAGAGAAGUGGCAGACAUUAUAAAAAACCCGCCGAUAGCGGACAAAUACGACACCUUGAAGAGGAAGCUUGUGGCAAGAUUGUCCCAGUCAGAGGACAAGAAGCUACGUCAGCUACUGGAAAGAGAAGAACUGGGGGAUCGCACUCCCAGCCAAUUUCUAAGGCAUCUCAAGAGUCUGGCAGGAGAAGCGGUACCGGAAAAAUUAUUAAGCAGCAUUUGGUCCGGUAGACUGCCGCAGUCGGUGCAGACAAUAUUAGCAACACAGGAAAAAGCACCAUUAGAAGAC